UUGAGCGAGGUCUGCCUGCGCUUCGUGACUCGGUGGCAUCCUUGCAGCUGCGUCUUGAUGAUCGAAAGCAAGCGCUUGGUGAUAACCAAGGACAUGCCGCUCUAUUGAAGUUGGAGGGCAGCUUGAAGGAGUCGGCGCAUACGAAAUAUACAUUGGAGGCCUCUCUAAAAGUACGUCUCCCUAGAAGGUCCUUGAAAGAGGUUUGCGAUCCUUGAGACUUGUUCAUAGAGGCUAAUGUCAUAACAUGUUGAACGCACUCCUGAGGAGAACAGAAGGAACGUAGAAGUUUACCUAAAUUGAUAAGUCGGCGGCUAGUUACCAACAGUGGUUUAGCUAAAGCGAUCAAAGGCUUAAUCACCUGAAAUGGGGUUUAUCUCAGUGGGAGAAUCAGAGCCAAAACUCGAUCCAUACAGUCUUGAAUGCGCAUGUCAACCACGCGGCCAAACAGGCUCUGUGGAACAUAUUCACUAGCCUAGUCCUUGCACUUCACUUGUACAGUGUGUGCUAAUUUGACAUGCGAAUGUGGGAAAUAUGUGUUGACUCGACACUGUUGAGUCAACACUGUUGACUCCCGAGAUUUCAAGAGUAGGGGCUCUAGUAGAGCCGCUCUACGCUGAGGAAGUUGCGGCGAUAUUGUGUGCUACUACUCACUCGAAUACAGAUGAAAAUACAAGAGUCUGCGUAUGAAGACGAAAAUACUAACGCUAUGAUGAUGGUCAACAAGAUCAACGAGAUAGCCAAAAGAAAGGUGGAUAGCAUCAUCGAUCGAGGCUCAAAUUACAAUUUUUAUCCCGCAGCAUGAUUACUUAAAAUUCCGCCCUGUGGUGGAUCUAUUCAUCAGGUUCACUUCGUUAUGCCACCCGGAUA
Perkinsus marinus ATCC 50983 is the source of this 867-nucleotide messenger RNA. RefSeq lists its product as hypothetical. The transcript is spliced from 2 exons. The annotation marks the transcript as partial. The record is from RefSeq and is a predicted model, not a curated record. NCBI's taxonomy places the organism in Eukaryota, Perkinsozoa, Perkinsida, Perkinsidae.